Molecule: messenger RNA, 3814 nt
Organism: Cyprinodon tularosa
Lineage: Eukaryota; Metazoa; Chordata; Actinopteri; Cyprinodontiformes; Cyprinodontidae
Gene: exoc3l2b
Product: exocyst complex component 3-like 2b
Exons: 15
Coding region: 326-2941 (871 amino acids)
Biological process (GO): exocytosis; exocyst localization
Cellular component (GO): exocyst
Molecular function (GO): SNARE binding
Source: RefSeq, a predicted model, not a curated record
CAGCCACGAGAGAUACCAGGAGAUCCAGAAAGGAACACAUUUAACGCACAGAGCUGUGGAACCUCACAGAACCCUGCAGAACUAGAAGGAGGCCGUGGAACCACCUGCAGAAUCUGGAGGAAUUUAGCAGGAUCUGGCACACUGGAGCUAAAGAAGAAGGAACCAGGCUUUCCAUUAACCUGCAGGAACAUCUGGGGCAAUCUGAGAAGAACAUACACCUGACUGGACUCAGAGAUGAUUCUGAUCUGACAGGACGUCCUGGUUGUUUUGCUGUUUCUCUGUGAAAAGGUUUUUCCAUCCCCUUUCCCCCUUCCCCAGCUCCAUCAUGCCUAUCCUUAAGAACCUCCCUGUGCGCCUGAAAGGCGGUGGACCAACUCUAGACAACGCCCUGUUCAUCCGCAGGAUGAGUCUCAACAUCACACCCCACCACAACCCCUUCGAACAUGAGGAUGACAAUAUCCAUGGGAACGGCGGCCAUGGAAAUAACUGGUCACCUGGAAGCUCGCUGUUGGACGGCGAUGUGCCGAGAGACCGCAACCCAUUUGAGGACGAGGAGGACGAGAACGAGGCCAAUGAGGGUAGAAAAGGAAAUAGCAGAGGAGGGUCGGUGAAGGGGUCUUUUAAGUUUAAAUCGCCACUGAAGGGACUUGACAAGCUUAGGAAGAACUUGAGAAUGUCAGGUGGGAAGAGCAAGGGGGGUGACACGCCCUCCCCACAGGAGUCACUUCAAGGAACGCCUUCGCCCUCACUGAAGAAGAAGAGAGGCAGGAGAAGCUCUGAGGGCAGUCUGCUCAGAUUUGCAGGAAAAUAUCGUGACUCCCGCAAGGAGUCCCUCACCAACGGUGAGCUCAGCUGCGCAGAAAGUGACUGCGACACUGUCAGCCGGCGCCUGACCUUCAUGAAGAUGGUGGGCCUCGGAAAGGGGAAAAAAGAAUCCAUAACCGACCGCAUGUCACAGGGCACAGAGGACCAGCAGGUCCAGGAGGAGGUUGUGGAAGAGGUCAAACCCAGAGAGCCUCUGUCAGUCCUGGAGAUCCUGCAGCUGGUGAAGAAGCGCGAUCUUCUCCUGGCCGACACCCACAUCCUGGAGCUGGAGCAGGAGUGCAACGAGUCAGCAGCCACCGAGCCAGAGGAUGCCACCAGCCCCGGCGUCAAAGAUGGCAGUCGGAGGAAGGCCAAGGACGUAGAGCUUCUGUAUGAGGAGCUGCAGAAGGAGCUGUGGGCCGUGGUCAGAGAGUCCCUGCGGUCUCAGACGGCGGGGCCCAAUCUGGGCCUGGUGGUUCAGGUCCUGCAGCAGGAGGAGAAAGUUGAUAAAAACUGGGAUGGCCGUCAAGGGGUGGCCCCUGGGGGCCCGAGACCGCGCCAACUGAAGCAGCGGUGGAGAGAGGCAGUGGAGGAAGCAGCAGACAGCUCACUGCCUCAGAAAGCUGAGUUCAAGGCUGGAGAGUUGGAAAAGUACCUGGACCGGCUCCGGGCUCAGGUUGUGGAGGACCUGGGGGCCGCCAAGAGGAACGUUGUGGCCAUUUAUCCCGACGAGUUCCAGGCCUUCCAGGUGUAUGCGGAAAGCUACCACCAGGCGGUCGCCAGUCGCCUGAAGGCCAUCACUGACAACCAGCUGGAGAUCACAGACAUCUACUCUCUGCUGGACUGGUUGCACAACAUCUACAGCAGAGACGUUCUUGGGACGGUGUGCAUCACAAGUCCUUUCAACCGCUCUGAGCUCAGCCCUCUGCUGCCUUCAGAGACCGUGGACAGACUGGAGCUGGACUGCCUCAACUCUGUCCGGGCGAAGGUGACCACUGAGCUGGCUCAGGUGCUGGAGGAGGAGGAGAAAAGGUGGAUGGAGACGCUGCAUGUCGAAGAAUACCAGAUCACAUUGGCAAAAACCGUCAUCCAGAGGUUGCAGGUUGACCUGGAUCGAUCGGCCUCCAUUAACAGAAGUCUGGGCUCCAGGGUGGCUCAGUGCAGCCUGAACGGACUGGCUGACUUCCUGUACAGCUUCCAGCGUAAAGUGGAAAUGUUCCAUGAGGGGAUGCAGAGCGGCAUGUUUGGAGACAAUGACGACGGAUACGUUUCCAGAACCAUCUCCUUGGUCAACUGCUGCCCUCCUUUCAGAGGCUUCGUGCAGCGAUGUGCACAGUGUGACCCGUCUGUCAGCGAGGAGUCUCUGCGGCGAGCCAACAAGUCUCUGGAUAACAUCGUUCAGCAGGGGGUCAGAGUUCUGUCAGAGCGGCUCUACCUGCACAUCAGGCUGUUCUUUGAGCGCCUGGUGAAGAGGAAAUGGCUGACCAACACGGAGCCUUAUGAGCAGAUCGAGGCGCUCAUCAAGGAAGACUUCAAGAAGUACCGCAGGAUGGACGAUCCUCCCUAUCAGCUGCUGGUGGCUGAAGUCCACCGCCGGGUGGUGAUGGAGUAUCUCCGCUCCAUCAUGAGGGGCAGGAUCAUCUGCACCUCCAUGAAGAUGAGGAAGAGGAUGGCUGGCCGACUCCGCGACGAAGGAAAACAGAUAAAGGUCCUCUUCAAAGACCUGGAGUCUCCAGCCAGCUGGUUGGACAGCGCUCUGUCUCACAUCUCAGAAAUCAUCCAGCUGGAGGACGUCCCGUCCAUGCAGAUGGAGGUGGGCAUUCUGGUCCGAGAGUUUCCAGAUGUCAGGAAGAAGCAUGUGUCGGCCAUCCUGAACAUCCGCGGGAUGACGCGGCAGGCAGAACGUCAGGAGAUCCUCAACAUCGUCAAAGACAUCGAGAGCAGCGACGGCGGCCCGAGCUCGUUGCCCCGGGACCGAGCCCUGUUCGCUGAGGUUCCGGUCACCUCCGAGGUCCACUGUCUGAACGUGGGUCUGAGCCGGAUCGCCCUCACCGCCUCGUCUUGCGUCAGCGUUCUGAGGCCGCGACGACGCAAAACCAGAACGUCCGUUCAGGAGAACCCGGAGGACGUUCUGUAACUGUCUGUCGGCUCAGAUGGUCUGAACAGGACGUUUGUCUGGAAUCAAAGCUGCUUACCCUGAUUGGACCGUGGUCCUGUUCUGGUUCUGGCUGACUUGGAGACAGGUUGUGUUAUUUUAAGAAUCCAGAUUUUCCUUCCCAGGCCUCCCAUCAAGAGGGAUUCACCUUCGAUUGUUCUGAAUGUUCGUUCCUCCUUUUUUCCCAAACUCUUCGAGGUUCUACUGACCUGACAAGAAAAGCUGACUUAAUGGCUCUUGUGACCCAAGGUUCUUUUAGACAAUUAAAUGGUGGAACAAGGGUCCAGUACUUACCCACUGAUUGGGAGACGAGCCUUUGAAGUCCUACUGAGGAUCAUGAUGGUGAAGAAUGGAUCAAGAGCAUGUGGGCAAAUCAUGUGACAAUUCCAGGACUUCAGAGUCCAAAGCUUGCUUGGUUCAGUUCUGGAGAUAAAUUUGAUGAUCAACUUUCUAUAUGGUAUUUAAACUGGAAACCAGUCACGAGUUCUGGUUCAGACUGUAAACCAGGAUAAGGAUCCUCCUGAUCUGGGCUGAAAUCCGCUCCGUUCUACUGCAGAAACUCUGGACGCUGAAAUGAAAAAAAAGAGCACUUUAUCUGGAAAGGAGAAAGGAGAACAGUUCUCUGUGGAAUCCUCGUUGGACCAGAACUAAUUUGAAUGGUGUGGUCCACAUCAGGAUGUCUGGUUAAUGUGGAACGAGAACCUUUAAUCUGGGAUUCUGGUGGAUCCAGUGAAACUUUGUUUUCUAUCAAAGUUGAAAAGAGAAACACUCAGAGUCCUUAGUUAGUCAGGAAGAAUCUCUGCUGCUGGUCGUCUGGCGCCUGGGGAAAUAUUCCCAUAGUUCCCACCAGUGCAG